Messenger RNA from Lotus japonicus, 2711 nucleotides. Its product is annotated as G-type lectin S-receptor-like serine/threonine-protein kinase SD2-5. Gene Ontology annotation, biological process: protein phosphorylation. The transcript has 2 exons. The record is from RefSeq and is a predicted model, not a curated record. Gene Ontology annotation, molecular function: protein kinase activity; ATP binding. NCBI's taxonomy places the organism in Eukaryota, Viridiplantae, Streptophyta, Magnoliopsida, Fabales, Fabaceae. Bases 1186 to 2421 code for a protein of 411 amino acids.
AAAAGGGGCGAGAUACAUGUGCCUUCUAUGUCACUUGCCCCAAAUUCAGAUUUAGAAAUUGACAAUGUCUGGUAAUUACUAGCAGUUUCAUGAUUAGAUACAAUUGCAAUGUAAAAUAAGAGUAAGUUCGUUGAUUAUUUAUACUAAUUUUUCUUAAAAUAUAUCUUAAUGUCAAUAAAAAGUGAGAAUUGCAAUGAAAAAUAUUAAAAUUAGAGGUUUUUUUUUAAAUGUUAAAAAUAGAGGUUAAAACAAUGUGAUGUGCUUAGUUGUAUAAAUGGGGACAGUGUGCUAAGAGGAGUGUUUGGUUAAACGUUGUCCAAGGGAAAAACACUUUCUGUGGCACAUUUUUCCCAAAGAAAAAAGAAUGGAAUUAUAAAACCUCCAUUCAUGUUUUGGGACACACUAAUUAAUUAAGGGGCAUUUAGCCCAAACCAUAUAUCAAAGUUAAAUGACUAACGGCAAUCUAGGGAGCAAGCAAGCUAAUAUGCUUGACACAACUUGUCGUUGUUGUAGCAACUAGAGUUGAGUCGCAUUCUCAUGUGUAUGGCCUAUGAGGCCGCAACAUUUAAAAUCUCAAGUUGAUGGACAACCCUCUUCAAGGAGAUCCCUUGGCGCUCCGGGGCUAGUUGAGUGGUUGAGCUUAACAAAUCUGUUUGUGGUAGUAGCGGCCCAAUUAUCAUUGGAGUGAGUCUCUGCUGGUUUCCUCAAUAUGUCAUUGAUGUCAUGUCCGUUUCCAUAGAAAAAGUUCUAGGGAACAAAGUAUGUGGAAGUAAUUCCCCAAGUGUCCUAUGCAAUUUUUUUCAAGAGAUAAUGAUUGUUAUCUUGUGAAUGUGAAUUUUAUCCUAACCAGAUUGUCAAUGCCUGUUUCUACCGGAAUUAUCAAGUCACUUGAAAUUAAGGAUUGUCCUUUUCUGCUUCUCUUAAUAUAUUCUUGUUUCUUAGUUUAUGUCCGAUUCAAAUGCUCACGGCACAGUGCAAAAGCCUGGGUGAAUGGUACUAGGAAUCCACAACUUAAGUAUUUGUCUUCAGUGCUUUUAGUUUAUGUUGGAUCUCAAUAUCUUGAUUGUGACAUGUACUUGAAAGAAAUUUAUACAUAAGCAACUCACUAGUUUACAUGAUAACUUGUAGCAUUUUUAAUUACUCUCUUGUUUCUGUCUCAAGCAUUUGUAACAUCUAGUUGGGAGAAUGGAUCAAUCCUCAGGUGAACAUAAACUAGAUGCAAUUGUUGGUGAUUUUGUGUUGAUGGUUCUGGUAAUUCUGCUUAACCUUGCUCUAAUUGUUUGGGCUGUAAAUUGCUGCCUGAGGUGUUUUCACAAAGAUGUCAGCAGCACAGAGAAUUCAUGCUCACAAUCUCAGACAUUCAAUGUAUACAAAUUCAUGAACGACAUGGAAAGAGAGAAGCUGAUCAAGUUUACCUGUAAAGAGUUAAGGGUUGCUACUAACAAUUUCUCUAAAAAAUUGGGGUCAGGAGGAUGUGGAACAGUGUAUUUGGGAAAUUUAAGCACUGGAGUCAAUGUAGCUGUCAAGGUCUUACAUGAAAGUUCUGAUCACAAGAGAGUUAAGCAGCAGUUCAUGGCAGAGGUGAGUACAAUUGGAAGGGCUCAUCACUUGAAUCUGGUUCGGCUCUAUGGAUUUUGCUUUGAAUGGAAACUAAGAGCGUUAGUUUAUGAGUAUGUAGCGAAUGGUUCGCUUGACAAGUAUCUAUUUCAUGAAGGCGAGACCUUAGGAUUCGAAAAGCUUCACGAGAUUGCUGUUGGAACCGCGAGAGGCAUUGCGUACUUGCACGAAGAGUGCCCCCAGCAAAUAGUCCACUAUGACAUAAAACCAGGAAAUGUUCUCUUAGAUGAGAAAUUUUCUCCUAAAGUUGCGGAUUUCGGUCUCGCUAAGCUUUCUAAUAGAGAAAACAAGCAUAUAACCAUAACAGGAGGAAGGGGAACUCCUGGUUAUGCUGCGCCGGAGCUUUGGUUUCCAUUUCCCGUGACUCACAAGUGUGAUGUUUACAGUUUUGGAAUGCUGUUGUUUGAAAUCAUAGGUAGGAGAAGGAACUUUGAUACUAGUCUUCCAGAAAGUCAAGAAUGGUUUCCAAGGUGGGUUUGGGAAAAAUUUGAUUCUGGAAAACUGGAAGAGUUGAGAAUAGCUUGUCGGAAUGAGGAGAAAAAUAUGGAGAUAGUAGAGAGAAUGAGUAAGGUAGCUUUAUGGUGUGUCCAGUACAGGUCAGAGUUGAGGCCUUUAAUGAGUGGUGUGGUGAGAAUGUUGGAAGGUGUAGUGGAAAUUCCAAAACCUUUGAAUCCUUUUCAAACCAUGAUGGUUGGGACUCUUCCUAACCAAACAAAUCAUCCAUCAGAUACCACUGUUUCUUCAGGUUGUGGCUGUGCUACUCCUAUCUUGACAAUACUUGAUGUAGAAUUGGCCUCUAGCUAAGUGUUCCUCAGAUUUUGUAUUUGUACUUGGUUAAGGAAACAAAUUGAUUGUUUCCUUCUCAACAUAGCUGGGAGUGGCUCAUCUCCAAAGCAUUUUUUUAUGCACCAUUUCUCAAUUCUCUAUGUCUUCCUCUUAGAUUAAGUAUAUUCAUUUUUUGCAAAAGCAAAGAAUAUUUAUUGAAGGCCUUCUUCAAAAGAAUUUUACAUUUUAGAGUGAUGUUAGAUUUGGAGUAAAAUGUACUAAUGACUCAAUGAGGGUGCGGUGUUUACCUUCAGAUUUAGAGUUAACAA